This is a messenger RNA of Tripterygium wilfordii, 1820 nucleotides long. RefSeq lists its product as uncharacterized. Lineage: Eukaryota; Viridiplantae; Streptophyta; Magnoliopsida; Celastrales; Celastraceae. Bases 544 to 1623 code for a protein of 359 amino acids. The transcript has 6 exons. The record is from RefSeq and is a predicted model, not a curated record.
GAUAAAACAAUCUUCAGCUCGCAUAAGGUUUAAGCAUCUGGCAACUACAAACGCUUGCAAGAAAGGGAAGGGAAUAAGGAAUGUGAAAAGAGAGACAAUAAUCACAGCGAUAUCGAUGGUUUCUUUAGAUUCUGAUACUGACAUUAAUUAGGUUUCGAUAGAGAGAGCGAGAGUGAGUAACAAUGGAGGCGGAAUUGAAAGAGAUGCUCAACGAUCUUCAAUCUCUCAAGCGAUCAUUGCAUGAUCCUUCUCACCAUGCUUCAAUCGAUAAGCUGCAAUUGCAUGUUGAGCAUCUCACUGGUCUUGCAAAGUCUGCAACAGUUCGGCGAAACAAAGUCAAGAUGAUCUGUAAAUGUGACUAAGCUUGAAUGUUUAAGCUAUCCAGCUCUGUUUGCUAUAUGGAAAGACAUUCUACAACAGGUUUCCUGCAAACACACCUCUGUCUUUACCUGAAGUCGUCUCUACCUUUGGAGUCUUGUUCUUUCUGUUGAUAAACCUGUCAAUCUCAUGCUCAUGAUAUCAAACUAGAAUUGAAUUAGUGAUAUGGGGAAUAACACUGAAUACCAGAUUGCCUCACAAGCAGCAGGAUCUAAGGCCAUGCUGGAGGAGGAUGAAUACAUACAAUCUCUUUUGGCUUCUAUACCAAAAUCUUCUAUUGAAAAUGGCAGACCAAGCAGUAUGGUCAUAAAGAAAGCUCAUACGGUUAUUCCGGCGCACAUAGUUGCGGAAGCCAUAUCAACAAUCCGAGGUCUUGACCUCAGAUGGUCAGGACCAAUCACACCAUCAGAGAUGAAAUAUGUUGAGCAGUAUGUCCUGGCAAAGUAUCCUCAAUAUGCUGGUCUUGUUGAAGGUGAAAAGAUAGAUAUCUCUAGUCUUUGUAUCAAUGAAGAGUCUCCAGAGGCCCCGGAGCCGAGUCCCGACCGCAAGGGCAAGUCUCCCAGGGGUGGCUUUAGAGAGUCCUCAACACCAUCUAAUGGAAGCAAUCUCCCUGAUCUAGACAGAACCCAACUGGAGGCAUCGAGACUACUUGAUAUACUCACCAAGAAAUCAUCCUUUCCGGGGAGUUUCAUUUCAAUACCUGAAAUACAAGCCAGAAACAAAGUCUUGAAGCACUGUGGAUUGCCUGAUGAGGAGUAUCUUGUUCUCUUCACACCAAGCUACAGAGAUGCAAUGAUGUUAGUAGGGGAGAGCUACCCUUUCUUCAGAGGGAAUUUCUACAUGUCUGUCAUUGGAGAAGAAAUGGAUUACAUAAGAGUGUUUGCAAGUUACAAGGAAUCAAAACUGGUUCUGGCACCAGAGACUUGGUUGGACUUAAGGAUCAAGGGAUCACAGCUUAGCCAGUAUUUUAGGAGGAAAUGUAAGUACACCCCAAAAGGGUUAUUCUCUUAUCCGGUUGAUGUCAACGGGACUCGUUAUUCGAUGCAUUGGGUCUCGGAGGCUCACCGUAACUCAUGGCAUGUUCUGCUUGAUUCAACUGCCCUGACUGUUGGGGAAGAAAGGUUGAAUCUUGGUCUUCAUCGCCCGGAUUUCGUGCUGUGCAGUCUUGACAAUACUCAUGCUCAUCCUUCAAAGAUCACUUGUCUUCUAGUUCGAAAGAAAUCCUUUGAUACCUCGGCCGCUUGAUCUUGGAGCAAUGAGUAAGGUGUGCUUUUAUUGUGAAUAUAGAGUAUGCUUGAAUAGGCUAUACGCAAUUCUGGAUUCUGUUCUUUGGUUACUAUAACCUGCCAAAUUGAAUAAUAAUCUUCCUCUGGAAAUCAAACCCUAAAGGAAGCAAAAUAAGUUUCUAAAGUUGCAUGAGUUUCUAAGAAAAGUUUACUUGA